Molecule: messenger RNA, 837 nt
Organism: Episyrphus balteatus (marmalade hoverfly)
Lineage: Eukaryota; Metazoa; Arthropoda; Insecta; Diptera; Syrphidae
Gene: EMC8-9
Product: ER membrane protein complex subunit 8/9 homolog
Exons: 2
Coding region: 118-726 (202 amino acids)
Cellular component (GO): EMC complex
Source: RefSeq, a predicted model, not a curated record
AACCAAUACUAUCAUCAAACUGUCAAGUCGUGUUAACUGAUAAACGUCACAAAAAACAUUUGCAAGUUUUAAUUUUAUUUAAUUGAACAAUUUUCUAAUUAAUUAAACCAAAAAAAUAUGGAAGAUUAUAAAAUAUCAGAAAAAGCAUAUGCAAAAAUAAUUUUUCACGCUGCCAAAUAUCCGCAUUGCGCUAUAAAUGGCAUCUUACUUGCUGAUAAAACCACAUCUGGCCGAAAUGAAUCUGUGAACAUUGUCGAUGCCAUUCCACUUUUCCAUCAAUGCCUUUAUGUUACUCCAAUGGUUGAAAUAGCACUUGCCCAGAUCGAAGCAAUGGCCGAUAGCCAAGACCUUAUCAUUGCUGGUUACUAUGGCGCAUCUGAAAAUUUCUACGAUGCCUCUGUGGAAAAAGUUCCAGCUGGAAAAAUUGCCGAUAAAAUUCAGGAGAAUUUCAAAAAUGCAUGUUUUGUUGUGAUUGAUAACAAAUUCGUGUGUCACGCAGCUGAGAAACCAGCAAUUAAGGUAUUCUCUCACGGCGAAGGACACUGGAAGAAAGCAUCAUUUGCUUUAGUCCAUUGUCAGAAUACAUUGGAUGCUGUUAAGGCACUACUUAAACGAGGUGCCAUGAAAGACAUUGUCGAUUUUGAUAAUCAUUUGGACAAUCCAGAAAAUGAUUGGACAAAUCAAUUUUUGAAUAGAGAUUUAAAGCAGAUUAUGGCAAUGUAUUAGGAUUUUUGAGAGGGUAUUCCUUUUUUUAUAGCAAAUGUAUUUAGGUGUUAGCAUUUAAACCAAAUAACGUUUUUAUGUAAAAUCAAAUAAAUAAGAAAGUUUAGAAAAAGA